AUGGCAGACUCGAACCACUUCCAUGAUGCACACGAAGGCAACGUGCUCCUCUCUUUGUCUGGCGUAGAUUUUCCAGAGAUCCGCUGGCAUGACUUCGGGGGCAGUUAUAAGCCUGCGGGCGGGUUGGUCACGCCAGCUUUGACAGCUGACUUUGUGGGUAAGAUUGAGCGCUUUUCCGACACAGGGAUCAACCGUAUCAGGAUGACACACCAAGAUUUUGCCUCAAGACUGAAUGAGACGCGCAAGAAGUGCACUUUAGUCGGGCAAGAGAUGGUACUGGUGCCAUUGUGUUUGCGUCAACGCGCUUUCAGCUUGGUGGAAACCAUGCUGAACGCGGACGUCAUGGACACCUCGGCCCAGCGAAAGCUCUUGGAAAAGAUUUCGCUGGGAAUGCCCAGUUCUUUGCAGGCAGUGCCGCCUCGCAACCACCCCCAGCAGUGUGGGUCUGUCAGCUGGGAAGCCUUGAUGGCAAGGACUUUGAGAUCGUCGGCAACGCAUUCAAAAUCACUGCUAGUGUUUCAGAUGUGGAUGAUCUUAAAGAAGCCAUCGAGAAGAAGGCGAAGCUGA
Effrenium voratum is the source of this 567-nucleotide messenger RNA. The record is from the annotation of a GenBank genome assembly. NCBI's taxonomy places the organism in Eukaryota, Dinophyceae, Suessiales, Symbiodiniaceae.